Messenger RNA from Ornithorhynchus anatinus (platypus), 1339 nucleotides. RefSeq names its product nudix hydrolase 8 (gene NUDT8). The transcript is spliced from 4 exons. Lineage: Eukaryota; Metazoa; Chordata; Mammalia; Monotremata; Ornithorhynchidae. Gene Ontology annotation, molecular function: coenzyme A diphosphatase activity. The record is from RefSeq and is a predicted model, not a curated record. The coding region runs from base 91 to 1077 and encodes 328 amino acids.
CCGGACCGGACAGGAAAGGACCGGACCGGCCCGGACAGGACCGGCCCGGCCCGGCCUCCGCCUCCCCCGCCGGCCGCGGGUCGUGGGCCGAUGCUGUGGUCGGUGCUGCAGGCCAAGCCCCGGGCCCUCAGCCCGCCCGGCCCCCGCCUCCGGCCCGGUGCCGGUGCCGGUCCCGGGGGGGGUCCCGGGGGUCCCCGCGGCUACCUGCGCCCCGGGAACGAGCGCCGCUGCCGGGACCUGCUGGCCGCCGCCACCGCCCGGGCCCGGGACCGACGAGCCGCCGGGACCCCCGGGACCCCCGGGGCCGCCGCCGCCGCCGCCGCCGUGCUCGUCCCCCUCUGCACCGUCCGCGGGGCCCCCGCCCUGCUCUACACGCUGCGCUCCGCCCUCCUGGCCGGGCGACACCGCGGGGAUGUCAGCUUCCCGGGGGGCAAGUGUGACCCCGUGGACCGGGACGUGGUGGCCACGGCCCUGAGGGAGACUCAUGAGGAGCUGGGCCUGCAGGUCCAGGAGCGGAGCGUGUGGGGGGUCCUGGAGGCUGUGCCCGACUCGGUAAAGCUGGGGCGCGGGGGGCCCCCCACCCCUCGGCGGCCCCGCCUGGCUCCCUCCGGAAAUCGUCCCGGGCCCGAAAAACUCCCACAUCGUUCCUGUCGUCGCCCAGGUGGGAGCCCUGGAGUCCCUGUGUCUGACCCCCAACCCCCAGGAGGUGGACGAUGUGUUUACCCUCCCCCUGGCCCACCUGCUCCAGGACGGCAACCAAGGUUACACCCACUUCUGCGUGGGGGGGCGUUACCGCUACACGCUCCCCGUGUUUCUGCACGGUCCCUACCGCGUCUGGGGGCUCACGGCCAUAAUCACGGAGCGAACGCUGGAGCUUCUGGUGCCCGGGGCCUACCGCCGCCGGACCCACGGCCCGGGGCUCUGACCGGACGGCGCUCCGCCGCCCCCGGCCUCCGACGGGCUGGGCCUCCUUCCUCUCUGAUGGGCCGGGGCCUCUCCCACCCUCUGACGGACCGGGGUCCCCCCCACCCAUGGGCCCGGUCCCUUACUCCCCGCCUCUCCCAGCCUCUGGGUUAGGUCUCUGAAGGGUGGGGUCUCCGCCACCACCCCCAGUCUGACAGGCUACGUCUCUCCUCUCCCUUUGGCUCUUCCAUCGAGGCCCUCCAGGAACGAUGCGGAGCCACUGGGCCAGGCCCCCUCCCCCCUCCGUAGGGACCUGGAGACCCCCACAUUUAGACGUGGAAGGGGAGUGGGCAAGCUCAAGCUGGAGUCCUAAAAUCCUGCCUUUGCACUGACCCGGCCCCAGAUGUUUUUCAAUAAAGAGCCUUCGGAAACUCAA